This is a messenger RNA of Striga asiatica, 680 nucleotides long. The record is from the annotation of a GenBank genome assembly. NCBI's taxonomy places the organism in Eukaryota, Viridiplantae, Streptophyta, Magnoliopsida, Lamiales, Orobanchaceae.
AAUUAUACGAUUCAAUAAUGAAUCCAAUGACCCGGCACUGCAUCGGGUGACCCGGCAACCGGGAGACUGUCCAGUCGAUCCCCGGCGGGUUUGAAAACUAUGCCCCAAUGUCGUACGUUUUCACUAAUUAGUGGAUUGCUUAUUUGCUUUAGAUUGGAACUGAGAAUCACAAAUACUGACGGCCCUCUUUCAUCUCACAAUUUCUCUCAAGAGAUUGCUCAGUGAGUAUGUCGCAGCCGUCGCGUCCAAAGAGUCCUGAUGACCAAACUAUAGCGAAUGUGCUAUUGUCGUUACGUGUACAGGGUUCAAAUUUCUACCUUGGCGGUUUAGAUUGUGAAGCGGGAGGAGAACAAAUUGAAUCGUUUUACUUUAUUAUUAUGUGGCUAAAGGCGAUGUAUAUUCGCGUAAAGCGUCUGAAGACAACUUAUUUUCUCCAAUGUGUGCCAAGUGAGACAAUUUUACAAAUUAAGGAGAAGUUGCAGGAACUCAUUGAUGAGCCAGUCAACAAUCAACGACUGAUUUUGAUGCCAGAUAAGGAAAUACUAGACGAUUCGAAGUCGCUUGCAGAUCAGAAGGUUGAGAAUGAUGCCGUUGUUGCCCUGACCUUGAGAAAAGGUUCUGUAACUUCUGCCACCUUCAUAGUUUUAGAAAAUCUUAUAUCAUUCUCUCCACAAACAUAG